AUACAAAGGAGGAGGACAGUCAACUCAAGAGUCUAAAGCUCACCAAGCUGGAGGAAAACACAGCUGGAAAACCAACAACUGUUACCAAUGAGAUCUGGAGGUUUACUGCUGAGGCUAACAACUUCCAGGCCUCGCUCACUGCAGUAACACAUGUUCUGUGUUACUUCUGGAUCAGAACUCAGACCUGACCCAGUUCUACAUAGGAGAAACUCACAGAGUCAUUAUUACUGAGAGCUGAAAUGGAGCAAAGAGUAGUUCAACUAGACCGAGAUAAUGUGUCCUGUUCCAUCUGUUUGGAUCUAUUGAAGGAUCCGGUGACUAUUCCUUGUGGACACAGUUACUGCAUGAACUGUAUUAAAACACACUGGGAUGGAGAAGUUUGGAAGAAAAUCUACAGCUGCCCUCAGUGCAGGAAAGAGUUCAUACCGAAACCUGUCCUUGAAAAGAACAUCAUGUUGGCUUCUUUAGUGGAUGAUCUGAAGAAAACUGGACUCCAAGCUGCUCACGCUGAUCACUGCUAUGCUGGACUUGAAGAUGUGGCCUGUGAUGUCUGCACUGGGAGGAAGAUGAAAGCUGUCAAGUCCUGCUUAACGUGUUCAGCUUCUUACUGUGGGGAUCACCUCCAACCUCACUAUGAUGCUCCACCAUUACAGAAGCACAAGCUGGUGAAUCCCACCAAUAAGCUCCAGGAGAACAUCUGCUCUCAUCAUGAUGAGGUGAUGAAGAUCUUCUGUCGUACUGAUCAGCAGUGUAUCUGUUAUCUCUGCACUAUGGAGGAACAUAAAGGCCAUGAAACAGUCCCAGCUGCAGCAGAAAGAGCUGAGAAGCAGAAGGAGCUCCAGGAGAGUCGACAACAAAUCCAUCAGAGAAUCUAGGACCAAGAGAAAGAUGUGAAGCUGCUUCAACAGGAGGUGGAGGCCAUCAAUGUCUCUGCUGAUAAAGCAGUGGAGGACAGUGAGAAGAUCUUCACUGAGAUGAUCCGUCUCCUCCAGGAAAGAAGCUCGGAUGUGAAGCAGCAGAUCAGAUCCCAGCAGGAAACUGAAG
Messenger RNA from Xiphophorus couchianus (Monterrey platyfish), 1044 nucleotides. RefSeq names its product E3 ubiquitin/ISG15 ligase TRIM25-like. Gene Ontology annotation, biological process: T cell receptor signaling pathway; regulation of cytokine production. The transcript has 2 exons. Gene Ontology annotation, molecular function: zinc ion binding; signaling receptor binding. Gene Ontology annotation, cellular component: external side of plasma membrane. Lineage: Eukaryota; Metazoa; Chordata; Actinopteri; Cyprinodontiformes; Poeciliidae. Bases 240 to 875 code for a protein of 211 amino acids. The record is from RefSeq and is a predicted model, not a curated record.